This is a messenger RNA of Talaromyces marneffei, 828 nucleotides long. RefSeq lists its product as uncharacterized. Gene Ontology annotation, molecular function: ATP binding; alanine-tRNA ligase activity; nucleic acid binding. Gene Ontology annotation, biological process: regulation of translational fidelity; alanyl-tRNA aminoacylation. The transcript has a single exon. The record is from RefSeq and is a predicted model, not a curated record. Lineage: Eukaryota; Fungi; Ascomycota; Eurotiomycetes; Eurotiales; Trichocomaceae. Bases 1 to 828 code for a protein of 275 amino acids.
AUGCCUUCAACUUCCCGGACGUUCCUAGCCUUUCAGCACGAUGGCAAGAUCCAACGAAUUGAGGCAACAGUGAUAUCAGUUCGGCCUUUCAGCGCCCUUGACGAGUCAAAUCGCCAGGUUUUCAAAACUGGCGGUGAUGAGGACUAUGUAGUGGUCGUCGACAAAACGAUAUUUCAUCCGCAAGGAGGCGGCCAACCUUCGGACGUUGGCACAAUGACCGGGAAGACAGGUCUAAUUUUUACGGUCACGGCUGUUCGUAUGGAUGUUGUCUGUGAUGGCCAAGUCAUGCAUCUAGGCCAUUUUUCAACCGACGAUGCUGCAUCAUCUGUCAGUAUUUUCAAAUGUGGUCAAAUUGUGGAACAAGUCAUCAAUGUCGACAAGCGCCUACUAUACUCUCGACUUCAUACGGCAGGACAUGUUCUAGGCGCAUCUGUCAGACAUCUCGUUAAAGAUGAAGUUAAGGAUUUCGCAGAGCUAAAAGCAUCGCAUUUUCCGGGCGCGGCAGGUUGCGAGUUCCAAGGCCUCAUUGACGGCAAAUGGAAGGAUGCCAUCCAGAAGAAGGUCGAUGAAUCAAUUGCCGCCAAACUGCCUGUUAGUGUGGAAUGGUGGGACGAAAUUGACUUUCGCAACAAAGGAUUAGAGUACUUACUCCCAGAUAGUAGUCUGGUCGCUCCGGGUGAGAAGUUUCGUAUGGUCAAUAUUGCCGGCCUAGAUGCUUAUCCUUGUGGAGGGACACACGUCGAAACGACAGAUCUAUGUGGCCAUACGACUGUAAAAAAAAUAACGCGGAAACAAGGACAAUCCAAAGUCAGCUAUUCUCUCGAUUAA